Musa acuminata AAA Group (dessert banana) is the source of this 1462-nucleotide messenger RNA. Its product is annotated as aspartyl protease 25. Gene Ontology annotation, molecular function: aspartic-type endopeptidase activity. Gene Ontology annotation, biological process: proteolysis. The transcript has a single exon. Bases 12 to 1331 code for a protein of 439 amino acids. NCBI's taxonomy places the organism in Eukaryota, Viridiplantae, Streptophyta, Magnoliopsida, Zingiberales, Musaceae. The record is from RefSeq and is a predicted model, not a curated record.
UGCGCCCGCCCAUGAAAACCCACCACCUUAUCACCAUCCCUCCCAUCCCAACGCCACCUGGAGCCAUGACCACUCCCCACUCCCUCUUCCUCCUCUUCCUCCUCCUCUUUUCCACCUCCAACGCCGCCGACCUCCGCAUCUUCCACGCGGAGCGCCACUCAUCGACGCCUCUCGAUUCAGUCCUUUCGCUCGCGCGCAACGACCUCACCCGCCUCGCCUUCCUCUCCCGGAAAGUCACCUCCGUCCCCGUCGCCUCCGGCCAGCAGGUGCUGCAGUCCUCCUCCUACGUCCUCCGCGCUAAGCUCGGCUCCCCCGGGCAGCUCCUCCUUCUCGCCCUCGACACCAGCGCCGAUGCCGCCUGGACCUCCUGCUCCCCUUGCUCCACCUGCCCCUCCUCCUCCGCCCUCUUCCUCCCUGCUAACUCCUCCACCUACUCCCCCCUCCCCUGCUCCUCCUCUUGGUGCCCCCAGUUCAAGGGCCAGUCCUGCGCCGCCGACUCCGCCCCUUCCCCAUGCACCUACUACCAGCCCUACGGCGGCGACGCUGCCUUCACCGCCACUCUCUCGCAGGACUCCCUCACCCUCGCCUCCGACGUCAUUCCCAACUACCUCUUCGGCUGCGUCACCGCCGUCAACGGCAGCUCGGCCAACCUGCCGAAGCAGGGCCUGCUAGGGUUGGGCCGAGGGCCCAUGUCUCUCUUGGCUCAGACCGGCCCGCUUUACCAGGGCGUCUUCUCCUACUGCCUCCCCAGCUUCAAGUCCUACUACUUCUCGGGCUCGCUCCGGCUCGGCCCGUUAGGCCAGCCGAAGAACAUCCGGUUCACCCCCCUGUUGAAGAACCCGCACCGGCCCUCGUUGUACUACGUGAACCUGACGGCUGUCCUGGUUGGACGGUUCGAGGUGCCGGUCCCGGUCGGCUCGUUCACGUUCGACCCGGCGACCGGCGCCGGCACCGUGGUCGACUCGGGCACGGUGAUCACCCGGUUCGUGACCCCAGUCUACGCCGCCAUCCGCGACGAGUUCCGGCGCCAGGUGAACGCCUCCGGCGGCUACACCUCGCUGGGCGCCUUCGACACCUGCUUCAGCACCGACGAGGUGGCUUCGGUGCCGGCGGUGACGCUGCGCAUGGAGGGCCUCGACCUGGUGCUGCGCGUGGAGAACACGCUGAUCCACAGCAGCGCGACGCCGCUGGCCUGCCUCGCCAUGGCCGCCGCGCCGGACAACGUCAACGCUAUGGUCAACGUCAUCGCCAGCCUCCAGCAGCAGAACCUGAGGGUGGUGGUGGACGCGGCCAACGCCCGGGUGGGCUUCGCACGGGAGGUGUGCAAUUGAAACCCCCAUCUGAUGUUGUUUUCAGUACGUUAUGUUGUUGUUUUAUGUUUUAGUAGCAGAGUUUGUGGGAAGAAGCGGUGUGUCUGCUUCUCUGUUGCAUGGGUCAAAAAAAGGUGGUGUUUGGAUGUGAA